Messenger RNA from Oncorhynchus kisutch (coho salmon), 2024 nucleotides. RefSeq names its product trace amine-associated receptor 13c-like. The record is from RefSeq and is a predicted model, not a curated record. Bases 50 to 997 code for a protein of 315 amino acids. Gene Ontology annotation, biological process: G protein-coupled receptor signaling pathway. Gene Ontology annotation, molecular function: trace-amine receptor activity. Gene Ontology annotation, cellular component: membrane. Lineage: Eukaryota; Metazoa; Chordata; Actinopteri; Salmoniformes; Salmonidae. The transcript has a single exon.
UGUCACACACAGGACCAAGCAGGAACUCGCCCAUUUUUACCCAUUACAUAUGGAGGAACAUGAAGAUGCUCAAUACUGUUUUCCAGACCAAAACUCUUCUUGCAGAAAGGCUUCGCUAUCGACAUCUAUUUACAUAACACUGUACAUCUUCAUCGCAUUGAUUUCAGCGGUUACAGUAUUUUUGAACGUACUGGUGAUCAUCUCCGUCUCUCACUUCAAGAAGCUCCACACUCCAACCAACCUGCUCAUCCUUUCUCUGGCGGUGGCAGAUUUCCUGGUGGGACUGAUUGUGAUACCAGUAGUGGCUGUAACAUUAAUGGAAUCAUGCUGGUUCUAUGGGAAAUAUUUCUGUGUGAUUUCUCUAUAUAUCAAUUAUUUAUGUCUCUCUUUAUCUAUGGGCAAUUUGAUCUUGAUAUCUAUUGACCGCUAUGUUGCUGUGUGUGAUCCCUUGAAGUACCACUCAAAAAUAACAAUAACAAGAAUAAUUGGUUGUAUAUCAAUUACCUGGUGUUGUUGUAUCAUAUACAAUGCUGUUAUUUUAAAUAACUAUGUUAAUAUGAAGGUUCCCAGACAGUGUUUGGAAGAAUGUUUUGUUGUUGUAGGAUUUAUCUGGAGGAGCAUCAUUGACAUUCUAUUUUCAAGUGUUAUCCCGUGCUCAAUUAUUAUAACACUUUAUUUGAAAAUAUUUGUUGUUGCCAGAUCACAGGCCAGAAAGGUAUUUAUAAAAGAGCCUGCCACCAAGUCUGGUGUUAAAACUGUACAGUCAAAUAAGUCUGAGAGAAAAGCAGCAAAAACUCUAGCUAUUGUUGUUUUCACCUAUCUCACUUGUUGGAUUCCAAUUUUUUUUAUCCAGUUUUUUUCUCACCAAUCAUCAGUUUCCUUAAGCUUUCUGCCAUGUGUUAAUUCCUUAAUUAAUCCAAUCAUUUAUGCUUUCUUUUAUCCAUGGUUCAAAGUGACAGCUAAACAUAUUUUAACUCUGAAGUUAAGGCGGUCAUAGUUCCUGCAUUUUUAUUCCUAAAUUUGACAAAUAUAGAUUACUUAUUUCAUGUAACAAUACACUGACAUCGAAUUUCAUUCUGAGAUAGGUUCAGUUAACAGCUGUCAUUAUAGAUACAUGUGGUAUUGAUUCAAAAUCUGAUGUUGAUACGGUUUGAUUUGGAAGGAUUGGAAUGACUGAUUCAUUGCAGAAUGCAUAAGCUUGUUAUUAAUUGAUUGUAGUUCCAUGUUAUGUAAAAGUAACGUGCAAUGAGAACUUCAUGAAUCAGUUUAUAUGUUGUUUAGAAAGUGUAGUUAAAUUACUCCAUUAUAUCAGAUUAUGUUCAGGUCUAACUUAAUGGUGUAUCGUGUAAGAAUUUGAGUGUUAAUGUAAGAAUGUGCAAUUAUGGGUAACACCUCUUAAGGAUUAGCCCCUUUUUUCCCAGUUUUUCCCAGUUUUUGCCUAAAAUGACAUACCCAAAUCUAACUGCCUGUAGCUCAGGCCCUGAAGCAUGGAUAUGUAUAUUAUUGGUACCAUUUGAAAGAAAACACUUUGAGGUUUAUGGAAAUGUGAAAGGAAUGUAGUAGAAUAUAGCGCAAUAGAUCAGGUAAAAGAUAAUAAAGUACCAUGAUCUUUGAAAUGCAAGAGAAAGGCCAUGAUGGUAAAAGGCGGUGGGUUCUCCCGUGCUCUAUUAUUAUAACACUUUAUUUGAAAAUAUUUGUGAUGGCCAUAUCACAGGCCAGAAAAUCAUUUUCAAAGGACACUGUCACCAAGAUUUUUAAAACUGUACAGGCAAAUAAGACUGAGAGAAAAGCAACGACUCUAGCUAUUGUUUUUUUCACCUACAUUUUCAUCUAAAUUGUUAGAUUCCAUUUUGUUUUUGUUCUUUAGCAAAAUUUUGAUAAAUCAUAUUUCUUAAUCUUUCUGCCAGUUGUUAUUUCCUUUAGAAAAACAAUUAUUUCAGCUUUCUUUUAACUAUGAUUCAAAGUGACAGCUAAACAUAUUUUAACUCUGAAGUUGAGGAAUUCACAGUUCCUACAUUUGUAUU